CAUUUAUUCGAUUCAAUAAAUCGUUCUCUCUAUGCAGCUAAUCGAGAAAGUCGCGCGGUGAUUAGCGAAACGAUACUCUAAUUUCACAUACUUAAUUAACAAGUAGACGUUUAAAAUUAUUUGUACUCUACAGAUAUGUUGUAAAAAUGUUUAUAUAUAUAUAGUGUGUUAAUGAAAAUGUAUGUGCACAUAAAGUGUCUUAAACGUGUGGUAACUAUCUGAAAAUGAAAUGUUCAAUUUGAGCCGUCUGCACUUUUAAUAAAGGAUUUUAUCCAAUUUUACGAAUAACCAUUUUAACGGGAACUAUUUUAUUGAUCAACAGAUAUCCCGGGCUAGAAAUUUAUCCCAUACUCCUGAUCAGGUUGGUCUUAAUCAGUUACCUGUUUUGUAUAAGCUGAUGUUAUCGGAUCUUACUGAAUCAUAUAACGUAACGUGGCAAUCAGGGCAAUAAGUAUUAUUAAUAAUUAGGACCCGAUAGCAUCACCUUAUACAAGCCAGAUAAGUGAUUGGGAUUAAUCUGAUCAGGACCAUUGGGUAAAUUUCUAGUUUGAUCUAGAUUACACACUGAACUGGUAAUUUCCUUAUAGAGCCCUGCAAAUCAGGGACCAAUAAUACUCGUUUCAGCCCGGUUUAUUAUUAAAUAUAAACCGGCUUGAUCUAUGUCUGCUUUAAUAAAAUGAGAUCCUCUUGAUCAAACUUUAGAACAAGAAACUAACCCGGGCCAGUCUGACUUUAAAAGCGAAUACAGGAAUAGACAGAGAAUCAUAUUUGAUAACAAAUCGAACUGGAUAAAAAAUUAUUGAGCCUCGAAUUGUAAGGCUGUGCUUCCUUAGUUCCGUAAAAGCUCGGAAGAUACGCAUUAUAUGUAGUAAAUAAGCAUCUGCGCAUGCGUGGCAGUAUAAAAGACGUCUAGGCCGCCGAUGCCUACAGAAGUGACAUUUCAAAUGUCACUGUUUGUAUUUAUAUACAUUGCUUAAUCAGUCAGACAUGACCGUCAACCCACUUAUUUGGAUUUCGUGCACAACAUAUGUGCGUUUGAGCUCUUGCGCUUGUAAGGCCUAUCACGCUUUUGCGCGUUCCUCGCGUCCACCUCGCGGAGGGAUUCAACGACGUAUAAGAGGGUUUCUUAUUCGUACGUCAGCCACAGUGGUGCGAUAAACAACGGCGCCCCAUUGAAGGAUCGUCGGCGAUCAUCGGCGUCGGGAGUGCCGGCAGUCAUUGUCGUCGUCAUCAUCAUCCGGCUAUCAUAGCGCGGUAGCACCCCGGAACCGGGGGUGGUGGUUCACAUCGUCUCGCGGCGAUGGUGGCAGCUGCCACUGCUGCGGUCACCGCCACUGCCAGCGUGGUGGCCAUGCAGGACCGUCAGGAUAUCUCCGCACAGUACAAUCAGAUGCAGAGCCAACAUGGAAUACCCCACCAAACCGUACCGCCGUACAACGCGGGGUACGGUCAAAGAGGACCAAUGGCGGGAAUGGGGCCAGUCGGGAUGAACAAUUUCAAUAACAUAGGCACCGUGAGCCCGAUGCACACUAUGAAUUCCAUGAAUUCGAUGAACAGUAUGAAUGGUAUGAACACGAUGAAUCCCAUGACGAUGGGAGGUAUGAACAGUAUGAGUGGUAUGAACGCGAUGAACCCCAUGAGCUCUAUGAGCGGCAUGGGCAACAUGGCGAUGAACAACAUGAUGGGACCCAAUAAUAUACAGAUGAAUAAGAUGGCCACUAUGCAGCAGGCUCAGUCGCAUCAGGGCUACUCUCGAAGAUUGGCGCCUUAUCCUAGCCCUGCCAUGCACAUGACGCAGAAGCGACAGCAGGUUCCAUCGUACCCUGGCCAGAGUCCGGCGGCGAUGCAGCCGGGUGGCUUCAACGGCAUGACGACGUCGCAGUACCCGAACAGCUAUCCUAGCGGUGCGCGACCAAACUUUCAGCCGCAGUAUCAGCAGCCUACGCAAAGCAUGAUUCCUAACGCUGCCGCCGCGGCCACCGCGGGGGUUUUUGGGCCUAACACGAUGAUACGGGGGUCGAAUAUGAGGCAGGCGGCGCCAUCUUACAACGCCGCGUCGCAGGUAGCAGCGGUGGUCGCCACGAACCAAUAUUACAGCAACGCUGGCGUACCCGUCAGCAUGGGGCCAACGAGCACGGGAGCGGUCGGCAAUCAAUUCGUAGGUCACCAACAGCCGAACGCGGGAUACGGAGGCGGCGGUGGCGGUGGUGGCGCUACCGGGAGCUAUGGCGCUGCGUCCGCUGGCGCCGUGGCAACCAGCCAAUACCAACAGGACGUGGCGGCGUCGAUGAAGUCGACGAGUGGCGGCAACGUGAGCUAUCAGCACAGCCCCAUACCCGGCAACCCGACGCCGCCGCUGACGCCCGCUACCAGCAUGCCACCUUACAUCAGUCCGAAUCCUGAUCUCAAGCCGAGCUUCAACGACAUGAAGUCGCCGGUUAACAUACAGAAUGAUGAAUUGAGACUGACAUUCCCCGUGAGAGACGGCAUCAUUCUUCCGCCCUUCCGCCUAGAGCACAAUUUGGCCGUUAGCAAUCACGUGUUCCAACUUAAGCCUACGGUGCAUCAGACACUGAUGUGGCGAUCCGAUUUGGAGCUGCAGCUCAAGUGUUUCCACCAUGAGGACAGGCAGAUGAAUACGAAUUGGCCAGCGAGUGUGCAGGUCUCCGUUAACGCGAAUCCUCUCAUCAUCGAUCGCGGGGAGAACAAAACUACCCACAAGCCUCUUUACUUGAAGGAAGUCUGUCAAAUAGGAAGGAACACAAUACAGAUUACUGUGUCUGCGUGCUGUUGUUCGCAUCUGUUCGUCCUCCAAUUGGUUCAUCGGCCCAGUGUGCGAAGUGUACUUCAGGGAUUACUACGUAAGAGGCUCCUGGCGGCGGAAAAUUGCAUAAAUAAAAUCAAAAAAAAUUUUAAUAGUACAAUUUCGACCAAUGGCAUACAGUCGGAGAAGGAUGUAGUAGAGCAAACAGCACUAAAGGUAUCUUUAAAAUGUCCUAUCACAUUCAAACGCAUCACACUGCCAGCUAGAGGGCACGAUUGCAAGCAUGUGCAAUGCUUCGAUCUGGAGUCGUAUUUGCAGUUAAAUUGCGAACGAGGCUCUUGGAGGUGUCCGGUGUGCUCGAAACCCGCACAAUUGGAAGGCUUGGAAGUUGAUCAGUAUAUAUGGGGGAUUUUAAAUACAUUGAAUUCCGCGGAGGUCGACGAAGUAACGAUAGACUCGCAAGCUGCUUGGAAAGCCGCGAAGAGCAGCUUAGCCGGUAUCAAGUCCGAGGAGGAGAAUGAGUACAAGAGAACGACGGCCAAGGCGAUGUCGCCGGGCAGCAUGAAUAUGCCGACCAUGAACAACUGGGAGAUGAAUCAAGCCAUGAGUCCUUACAUACCACCCGAUAUGAGCAGCAUCGUGAGCGGAUCAAUGAUGAGCAACAUGAACCAUCGAAGCACUUCGGGCGGAACGUACGAGAUCAACUCGGCGACGAACACCUCCGGUAGUAACGAUUAUGUCAGCGGCACGGGUCCUCUCUCGCACUUGAACGAGUCCGUUAAUACGUUGGACACUCUCAAUGCUAUAGAGAAGUCAAUCAACGAACAGAUGCCUCAUACUCCACAUACGCCGCACACCCCGCAAUCGACACCUCACACUCCGGGUGGUGGCAACAGCGGCCCGCCGAGUGUUCCACCUGCGUCGCAGGAAUCCACGGGGAAUCACAACACCUCCGGCAGCACAAAUACGACUAUAAAUAACGACAACAACACCACCGCGGAUAUACCGUCGGAUCUAAAUUUCGACCCCGCCGCAGUCAUAGACGGGGAAGGCACUGGUCAGGAGGCGUUAAAUCUCUUGCCAGACAACGUUGUGGACGCGAUGGAUUUCUUAUCAUAUCUCGAUCCACCGGACCUAAACACUCCACCCAGCAGUGGCGCUAGCAGUGGUAAUCCUUCCUCCAGCGACGACAUAUUAGCGCUUUUUGAAUAAAAAGAAAGGAACGUGCGAAUUGAUGUUUUGUAAGGGUAUAAUCAAAUCGCAACUCGCACUUUUUAUAAAGUGACAAGAGAGUGAAAGAGAGAGAGAGAGAGAGAGAGAGAGAGAGAGAGAGAGAGAGAG
Messenger RNA from Odontomachus brunneus, 4105 nucleotides. RefSeq names its product zinc finger MIZ domain-containing protein 1-like (gene tna). The coding region runs from base 1301 to 3976 and encodes 891 amino acids. The record is from RefSeq and is a predicted model, not a curated record. Gene Ontology annotation, biological process: regulation of transcription by RNA polymerase II; protein sumoylation. Lineage: Eukaryota; Metazoa; Arthropoda; Insecta; Hymenoptera; Formicidae. The transcript is spliced from 10 exons. Gene Ontology annotation, molecular function: SUMO ligase activity; zinc ion binding.